Molecule: messenger RNA, 4950 nt
Organism: Passer domesticus (house sparrow)
Lineage: Eukaryota; Metazoa; Chordata; Aves; Passeriformes; Passeridae
Gene: RALGAPB
Product: Ral GTPase activating protein non-catalytic subunit beta
Exons: 31
Coding region: 169-4692 (1507 amino acids)
Biological process (GO): regulation of small GTPase mediated signal transduction; activation of GTPase activity
Molecular function (GO): GTPase activator activity
Source: RefSeq, a predicted model, not a curated record
GCUUUGUGGCGCUGCCGGAAGCGGGUGCGGGCCGAGCGCGGCGAGCGGCGUUCCCGGUCCCGUGUGGCCGCGGCCCUGUGGCGCCGGCGGCCUAAGGGAGUGGCGCGCCCCGACAUGUCUGCCGGGCUCUCGGCGCAGGUGUUGUUUGGAUUGUAGCAUAGAGGCACUAUGUACUCAGAGUGGAGAUCCUUGCAUCUUGUCAUUCAAAAUGAUCAGGGGAAUACCAGUGUACUUCACAGCUAUCCUGAGAAUGUGGGGAGAGAAGUGGCAAAUGCAGUGGUGCGUCCUCUUGGACAAGCUUUAAUUACAUCAUCUGUUGGAAGUGAGAGUUUACUAAAAACAGACAAAGAAGUAAAAUGGACUAUGGAGGUGGUUUGUUAUGGACUGACCCUCCCUUUGGACGGCGAUACUGUGAAAUACUGUGUGGAUGUGUACACAGAUUGGAUUAUGGCUCUUGUGUUACCUAAGGACUCUAUUCCUUUACCUGUUAUUAAGGAACCAAACCUUUAUGUUCAAAGCAUUCUCAAACAUCUCCAAAAUCUCUUUGUACCAAGGCCAGACCCGGGAUCCAGUCAGAUCAGACUGUGCUUGCAGGUUUUGAAAGCUGUCCAGAAGCUGGCGCAUGAGUCAACAAUUAUGGCAAGAGAAACCUGGGAGGUUUUGUUAUUAUUUCUUCUUCAGAUCAAUGACACUCUUCUAGCAGCUCCAACUGUGCAAGGUGGCAUUGCUGAGAAUCUGGCUGAAAAAUUAAUUGGCGUGCUGUUUGAGGUAUGGUUACUUGCUUGUACGCGUUGCUUUCCAACACCUCCUUACUGGAAAACUGCCAAAGAGAUGGUGGCUAACUGGCGACAUCAUCCUGCAGUAGUUGAGCAGUGGAGCAAGGUCAUUUGUGCCCUUACUUCCAGGUUGCUGCGUUUUACAUAUGGACCUUCAUUUCCUCCAUUCAAAAUUCCCGAUGAAGAUGCUGGUCUGAUUCCUCUUGAAAUGGAUAAUGAGUGCGUUGCACAAACAUGGUUUCGCUUUUUACAUAUGCUGAGUAAUCCUGUGGAUUUGAGUAACCCAGCCAUUAUUAGCUCUACCCCCAAAUUUCAGGAGCAGUUUCUGAAUGUGAGUGGGAUGACUCAAGAACUGAAUCAGUACCCCUGCCUUAAACAUCUGCCUCAAAUAUUCUUUCGUGCCAUGCGUGGAAUCAGCUGUUUAGUGGAUGCAUUUCUAGGCAUUUCCCGACCCCGGUCAGACAGUGCACCACCCACACCGGUGAACAGGCUGAGCAUGCCCCAGAACACUGCUACCAACACCACUCCACCCCACAACCGGAGGCAUCGGGCAGUGACUGUGAACAAAGUGACGAUGAAAACCAGCACUGUAACUACUGCACAUGCUUCAAAAGUGCAGCACCAACCCUCUUCUACUUCUCCACUUUCUAGCCCAAACCAGACAAGCUCUGAGCCUCGGCCACUUCCAGCUCCUCGCAGGCCAAAGGUUAACAGCAUCUUGAACCUCUUUGGAUCAUGGUUAUUUGAUGCAGCAUUUGUUCACUGUAAACUUCAUAAUGGAAUAAACAGAGACAGCAGCAUGACAGCAUCUUUUAUCCAAAUUCUUCUUUCUUAUAAAUCUUCUCUAGCAACGCAGGCUAGUGUGGAAUUCCGUCGGAAAGGAUCCCAAAUGUCCACUGACACUAUGGCUUCCAACCCCAUGUUUGAUGCAAGUGAAUUCCCAGACAACUAUGAAGCAGGAAGGGCAGAGGCAUGCGGGACACUGUGUAGGAUAUUUUGUAGCAAGAAGACUGGGGAGGAAAUAUUACCAGCUUACUUAUCCCGAUUUUACAUGCUUUUAAUUCAGGGUUUGCAGAUAGCAGAUUUCGUUUGCCACCCGGUUCUUGCCAGUGUUAUUCUAAACUCCCCUCCUCUAUUCUGCUGUGACCUGAAAGGAAUUGAUGUUGUGGUUCCCUACUUCAUUUCAGCUCUGGAGACAAUUUUACCUGACAGGGAACUCUCAAAGUUUAAAAUCUAUGUAAAUCCCACAGAGCUAAGAAGAGCUUCCAUUAACAUCUUGCUAUCUCUGUUGCCUCUCCCUCAUCAUUUUGGAACCAUAAAGUCUGAGGUUGUCCUGGAAGGGAAAUUCAGCAAUGACGAAAGCUCAGCAUACGAUAAACCAGUAACAUUCCUGUCCUUGAAGCUGAGGCUUGUGAAUAUCCUUAUAGGAGCUUUGCAAACGGAAACUGAUCCAAACAACACUCAAAUGAUACUAGGUGCAAUGUUAAAUAUUGUUCAGGAUUCAGCACUACUAGAAGCCAUUGGCUGUCAGAUGGAAACAAAUGGUGGUGAAAACAACCUCUUCAAAAGCCACAGUCGCACGAACAGUGGCAUUAGCACUGCAAGCGGUGGCAGCACAGAGCCCACGACGCCUGACAGUGAGCGGCCAGCACAGGCCCUUCUGAGGGAUUAUGCUCUUCAUACAGAUACAGCUGCUGGAUUGCUGAUCCGCAGCAUUCACCUGGUAACCCAAAGGCUCAACUCCCAGUGGAGGCAGGACAUGAGUAUCUCUCUGGCUGCCCUGGAGCUGCUCUCUGGACUGGCAAAGGUGAAGGUGGUGGUGGAUGCCGCGGAUCGGAAGCGCGCCAUCAGCUCCGUGUGCAGCUACAUCGUCUACCAGUGCAGCCGCCCGGCCCCGCUGCACUCCCGGGACCUGCACUCCAUGAUCGUGGCAGCUUUCCAGUGCCUCUGUGUCUGGCUCACAGAGCACCCUGACAUGCUGGAUGAGAAGGAUUGUUUAAAAGAGGUACUGGAGAUUGUGGAGCUGGGCAUUUCAGGGAGUAAAUCCAAAAACAGCGAACAGGAGGUCAAGUACAAAGGAGAUAAGGAGCCAAACCCUGCAUCCAUGCGAGUGAAGGAUGCUGCUGAAGCUACACUGACAUGUAUUAUGCAGUUACUUGGAGCAUUUCCUUCUCCCAGUGGUCCUGCUUCUCCUUGCAGCUUGGUGAAUGAAACCACAUUAAUUAAAUAUUCCCGUCUCCCUACCAUAAACAAGCACAGCUUCCGUUACUUUGUUUUGGAUAACAGCGUCAUCCUGGCCAUGUUGGAGCAGCCUCUAGGGAAUGAACAGAAUGACUCUUUCCCCUCUGUCACGGUUUUGAUCCGUGGGACAUCUGGAAGAUUUGCGUGGGCCCAGCAGCUCUGUCUUUUACCAAGAGGAGCUAAAGCGAAUCAAAAGACAUUUGUACCAGAACCUCGACCAGCUCCUAAAAAUGAUGUUGGGUUGAAACACAGUGUGAAACAACGCCCUUUUCCUGAAGAAGUGGACAAGAUUCCAUUUGUAAAAGCUGACUUGAGCAUUCCAGAUUUACAUGAAAUCGUGAAUCAGGAACUCGAAGAGCGCCAUGAGAAGCUGAGGAAUGGCAUGGCUCAGCAGAUUGUCUUUGAGACUUCCAUAGAUCAGAGAAGUGAAGAGGAGUGGCGGAAGAAGAGCUUUCCUGAUCCCAUCACGGAGUGUAAGCCCCCGCCACCAGCACAGGAGUUCCAGACAGCACGUCUGUUCCUGUCUCACUUCGGGUUCCUCUCAUUAGAGGCAUUGAAGGAACCUACUAACAGUCGUCUACCUCCUCACCUGAUUGCACUUGACUCUGCUCUUCCUGGGUUUUUUGAUGACCUUGGCUACUUGGAUUUGUUACCUUGUCGUCCUUUUGAUACUGUUUUCAUUUUCUACAUGAAGGCAGGCCAGAAAACUAGCCAGGAGAUCCUGAAGAACAUGGAGUCUUCCAGAAUUGUUCAGCCUCACUUCCUGGAGUUCUUGCUGUCUCUUGGCUGGUCUGUUGAUGUUGGGAAGCACCCUGGGUGGACUGGUCACGUCUCAACAAGCUGGUCAAUCAACAGCUGCAGUGAUGAAGAGGGACCUGAACAAGAUGAUCUAAUUAUCUCAGAAGAUGUUGGGGCAAGUAUCUUCAAUGGGCAGAAGAAGGUGCUAUAUUAUGCAGAUGCCCUGACAGAAAUCGCCUUUGUUGUCCCAUCGCCAGUGGAAUCCCUGACUGAUUCACUGGAAAGCAGUGUCUCUGACCAAGAAAGUGAUUCCAACAUGGAUUUGCUGCCAGGAAUAUUGAAGCAGCAGCCUCUGACACUUGAACUCUUCCCCAAUCAUACAGACAAUCUUAAUCCCUCCCAGCGGCUCAGUCCUACUUCUAGAUCCAAGAGGAUGCCUCAGGGUCGAACCAUUCCACCAAUGGGACCUGAAACCAAAGUGUAUGUGGUCUGGGUGGAACGUUAUGAUGAUAUAGAAAACUUCCCCCUCCCUGAUCUGGUAUCUGAGACUAGCACUGGUGUGGAAACCACAGCCAAUAGUAGUACUUCCCUGAGAUCUACCAUUCCUGAGAAGGAAAUUCCUGUGAUCUUCAUCCAUCCUUUAAACACUGGCUUAUUCAGGAUAAAACUACAAGGAGCAACUGGGAAAUUCAACAUGGUUAUCCCACUGGUGGAUGGAAUGAUAGUCAGUAGGAGAGCUCUUGGUUUUCUAGUGAGACAGACAGUAAUAAAUAUUUGUCGGAGAAAGAGGCUGGAAAGUGACUCAUACAACCCCCCCCACGUCCGCCGAAAACAGAAAAUAGCAGAUAUUGUCAAUAAAUACCGGAACAGGCAGCUGGAGCCAGAAUUUUAUACCUCACUUUUCCAGGAGGUUGGGCUCAAGAACUGCAACCCCUAGGUCAUUAUCCUUCCAGGACAAUUAGAUCAGAGGUUGGUGGCUAUACUAAUGAAAACAGUUAAAUAACAUCAACAAAUUUUCUCAGCCCUCCGGAAUUCAGGAAAUCAUGUUCUAGCACAAGUCAGCAGAUACCAUGUGGGAGGAAUGAGAAAUGAAUCUGAAACAUUGCAGUUGGGAUAUUGAAUUGAUUCACCUACCCUCAGAAGAUUACUAAAUUCUAGUCUUCCUGGAUGCUAGCAAAAUAAUCUCUUCACCCAG